UUGAGCAGGUGUGCGAAAUCUGCCAAUCCGUUUCGUGGUUUGACUUUUAGCUGUUCCCCUUUAUGAACAUUUCUUGAUAAAUUUAAAUUAUUAUUUCCAGGAAAGUGGAAAACCUGAAGAAAAAACGAUUGAAAAAUUUUUAAAAAAUAUCUUCAUCCGUUUCUGUGCGUUUAUUUCUUCAUAAAUCGUGAAAAAUGGCAAUGCUUGCUGAGCCUCGACGAAAACAAAAAUGGACACUCAAUCCACGAGGGAAACAUUGGAGCGAAGAUUCCAACAAAUUCGGGCAAAAAAUGCUGGAAAAAAUGGGUUGGACGAGUGGGAAAGGUCUAGGUGCCAAGGAGCAAGGGAUGACAGAACAUGUCAGAGUUAAAUUUAAGGAUGAUUCUGCAGGCAUUGGUUACAGCAAGGACGAGCAGGACAAAGAGUGGACUCAUCAUCAGGAAGGUUUCAACGACCUUCUGAUGAAUCUUCAAAAAAGUCAAAACAUGGAACCAACCGAAUUAAUGGAAUCCAAGGAAAUAGCUUUAAGCGGAAUGUCCUUAGAGCAAAAGUCCAAGCAAAGCAAAGCUAGAGUACACUACCAGAAGUUCACUCGGGGAAAAGACGUCAAUAAAUACAGUGCCAAAGAUUUGGCAAAUAUCUUCGGGAAAAAAACUCUGGAUGAAAAGCCGAAAGUUGAGGAAAAAGUCGAAGAAGAAUUCGAUGCUGAGCCAAUUGGUGCCAAAGAUAAUACCGGUGGCGUUGUUACCAUAAAAGGCGGUAACAUACAUGAUUAUUUUAGGAACAAGAUGUCCACAAUGAAAAGGAACGAGGACAAAGAAUUUAAAGAGAAUAGUGACAGUGAAGAGGAACGGUAUGUUGGAUUUGGUUUUAGUACUGCAAAGUGUCCCCAAGAAAGCAAUUUUUCUCAAAGCGUAGAAGAUUCCACAAAUUGCGCUUUUAAAAAUCCUUGUUUAGAUAUAAAAGCUUUGUCGAUUUUAAAAGCUUCUUCGGUCGCGAAACCCUCCCCGAUUCCGAAACCUCCCAGAAAACGAAAGAACGGCUCAGCUUUUUCGAAUGAGGGUUUAGAUCUGAAUUAUCCAGAAAAAAACGACACGCCAAAAAAAAUGAAAGUAGAUUUUGAAGUUAGAGAACCUGACUGCUUCGUAAAUCCAGCCUUGAAUCUCGAUUUUCCUGUUGACGAAACUUGCAAUGGGGCUGAAUUUGAAGUUGCCCGACCGUCUGGUCUUUUGAAUCCAGCGUUGGAUUUAUCUGAAGAGACGCCGAAAAAGAAGCGUAAGAAAGAGAAAAAUGGGACACCAAAGAAAGUCAAGACAGACGUUGAAGUUAAGGCACCUGAUUGCUUUAUAAAUCCGGCCUUAAAUCUCGAAUUUCCUGUCGAUGAAACGCGAAAUGGGGCAGAAUUUGAAGUAGCCCGACCCUCGGGUCUUUUGGAUUUAUCUGAAGACACUCCAAAAAAGAAGCGCAAGAAGGAGAAAAAUGGGACACCAAAGAAAGUCAAGACAUACGUUGAAGUUAAGGCACCUGAUUGUUUUAUAAAUCCGGCUUUAAAUCUCGAAUGUCCUGUCGAUGAAACGCGAAAUGGGGCCGAGUUUGAAGUAUCCCGACCUUCGGUUCUUGAUCCAAAUUUAAAUUUAUCUGAGGACACUCCAAAAAAGAAAGACAAAAAGCGAAAGAAGGUUGUGCCCAGCACUGAAGGUUUUGUAAAUUCGGCUCUUGAUCUGAAUUGUCCGGUCAAUGAGAGAGACAGUGGAGCGAGAUUCGAAGUUCCGAGGGUGGAAAUGGGUCUUGCCAAUGACGCUCUGGAUUUAUCGGAUGAAGCUUCCGGAAAGAGACGCGUCACUUUUAACAAUUUGGUCGAGUACAAUAUGGAUGGCGUUAAAAAGAAAAAGGGAAAGACGAAACUCGACAGAUUUGAGGUUGAGAAUGAAAAGUUGAAACGAAAAAAGAAACAAGCGCCCGAGGAAAAGGGAAUGGUUUUUGUCAAUGAAGCUCUUGAGGUUGACGCGAUAAGUGAAGAAAUUCAGGAUAAUGAACUGAAUGAAAGGAAAUGCAGAAAGGAGAAGAGAAAGAAGAACAGGAGGAUGUCAAAUUUAGAAACUAUUGAAGAGGCUCCCGAAGAGGAAAAAGAAAGUGACGAAAUAAUAAGAGAGCUCGAGGUUAUCACAGUUAAUGAAGUUUCUAUAGAAUCCGAGGAAAUCCUCGAGGCGACUCCGAAGAAAAGUAAGAAAAAGAAGAAGAAGGAUAUUAAUCAAGAGGAACUUGAUGUGAUAGAAAUUUGUGAGUCUGACAAAGAUACUUCUUUAACUGACACUGCGAAAACGAUUGAAGUGAAGAAGAAAAAGAAGAAGGAGAAGAAAGCGAACGAAGCAGACGAUAAGGCUAAUGGAUUCGAUAAAGAGAAUUUGUAUACGAAGGUGGAAAGUCUUCCGGAAACGGAGAAAAGGAAGAAGAAGAAGAAACGAAAGUCGAUGGAGACUUGUCAAUUUUUCUUGGAUGAGAAUAUAGAUAAAAAGGAAGAACCAGAAAUAGAAGAGUGUCUUGAAGUAGUGCGUGAAAAUAAAAAGAAGAAAAAACGUCCCAGAGACUCAGAUUUAAUCAUGGAAAAUGAAAAUUCGGAGGCUAAGAAAGUAGAGAAUUGUGAAGAUCAUUCAACGCCUUCGAAAAAGCGACGAUUCACAGAAGAAACUUCGGAAAUACCACAAAGUCCUUAUGAAAAGAUGGCUAAGAAGUCGAAGAAUGUGUUGAAAGCGAUGUUUGCCAAAAGUCCUGUUGUUCACUUCAAAGGUUCAAAUAUUAACGAAAUUAAAGGCUAUGGAGUCGAUCCUUAAUGUAAACUAUUUUUCAUAGGCGCGAAGUUAAAGAACUGAGUAAUUUAUUAUGGAAUAUUCGAUUUUUAGUUUUGAUAAGUGUGUUAAUUUUUAAUUCUUAGUACGAUUUAUUGUAUGAAAUACGAAAAAUUUUUAUGUACAAUUGUACAUAUAUUGUAUAUAGAUAUCUUCGUUGUGAAGAUUAUACGAAAUAUAUUUAUAUUUGG
Molecule: messenger RNA, 3037 nt
Organism: Belonocnema kinseyi
Lineage: Eukaryota; Metazoa; Arthropoda; Insecta; Hymenoptera; Cynipidae
Product: titin-like
Exons: 4
Coding region: 195-2831 (878 amino acids)
Biological process (GO): regulation of ribosome biogenesis
Cellular component (GO): nucleolus
Molecular function (GO): telomerase inhibitor activity; nucleic acid binding
Source: RefSeq, a predicted model, not a curated record